CAUGCCGGCUACGGGGAGCGAGCAACAGAUCCCGACGCCCCAACUGCAGGAUCCUGGAGACGAUCGCAACCUGGUCAGCAUUCUCCGGCGCAGGGUCGCCGCCCGAGAGCCAUUCGCGGCCGACAGCUUCAUCCAGGAGGCGGACGUCUACUUGGCUGCCCCCGCGGAGCUCGUCCGCGACCAUGCUCCGGGCAUGGACCUCGGCGAGGGGAAAGAGACGGCGUGGUACUUCUUCAGCCCCGCCAAUUACCACGAGACCCCGGGUGCACGGAGACGAAAGCGCAAGGUCGGCGGCGCUGACGCCGGUGAGACGUGCUGCUGGCACCCGGAGGCGGGAAAGGUGCCCAUUCUAGGCCCGGGUAAGAAGCCCGUUGGGGCGUACAAGCGCAAGCUCUCCUAUGUGCUCAAGGUCAAGAACCCGCCUGGUUCCGCAAAGCCGUAUCGAAACAAAAGCCUUGGUUGGAUCAUGGUCGAGAUUGGGCUUGAGCAGCAGCAGGCCGACCAGCAGCUAGUGCUCUGCAAGCUGUACAAGUCUCGCAGUCGCAGGGAUGCUGAAAUUUCUAUUUCCACCGGAGCCUGCCGCGUGGACGCCUACGACGAGAAGCCAUGUCCCGCGCCGCCGCCACCUGCUGCUGCUGCUCCGUCGUGUGAUAGCCAGGUAACGGAACGUAAGACGACGACAUCAGGCUACAAUAUUCACUCGCCGAGAGUCGCCCAGAAGCCUCCACUCUCCAUCCCCCUCGCCUUCAAGCAUGGCACUCGGUCUAGGCCGAUGGGAGGGAGCAGGAGUGGUGUGGCAAUUGAGAAGAAGGCGUCGCCGGCGGUGGCGGUGACCGUCGUGAUGAAAUUCGGUGGGUCAUUGACGCAGUCGGCCCAUCGGAUGAAGGAGAUGGCCAAGCUCGUCCGCAGCUUCCCGGACGGAGGCGGCGAGUCUCCGGUGGUUGUUCUGUCCGCCAUGGGGAACACCACCACCAACCUUCUCCUGGCCGCUGGGAAAGCGCUGAGCUGCCGGCCCCAAGAGGCGAGCGAAAUCCACGAGCUCGCCAUCACAAAGGAGCUGCAUUUCAGGAUGGUUGAUGAUCUUGGACUGCAUAGGUCGAUUGCUUCAGGUUCAUUGGAGGAGUUGGAAAACGUUUUUGUGGCUAUUGCUGUGAUGAAAGAGCUGACUUCUAAGACACGAGAUUACCUUGUUUCCUUCGGUGAACACAUGUCCACAAGAAUAUUUUCUGCAUAUUUAAAUAAACUUGGGGAAGGGGCACGACAGGAAUGGGAAUCGUUUCCCGUUGAUACUUGUGGAAGGGGUGGUAGCGACUUGACUAUGACUACAAUUGGCACAGAUAGGAGAUCAAGAGAAAUCCAGGUUUGGAAGGAUGUAGACGGUGUGUUGACAUGUGAUCCCAAUGUUUGUGCAAAUGCGAUACCACUGCCCUACUUGACUUUUGAUGAGGCAGCUGAACUUGGGUUGUUUGAUGGACAGUCAAAGCAACUAGCUAUGGAAGGUGGCAUACCAGUUAUAGUUAAGAACUUGUGCAACCUUCAAGCACCUGGCACCAUGAUUACUAAAACAAGAGAUAUGAGCAAGAGUAUAUUAACCAGCAUUAUGUUGAAAUCAAAUGUUACCAUGAUGGAGAUAGAGAAUACAAGUAAGCUCGGACAGUAUGCUUUUGCAGCAAAGGAUGAAAUACCUUGA
This is a messenger RNA of Triticum dicoccoides, 1690 nucleotides long. RefSeq names its product aspartokinase 1, chloroplastic-like. Gene Ontology annotation, biological process: regulation of DNA-templated transcription; L-homoserine biosynthetic process. The record is from RefSeq and is a predicted model, not a curated record. Lineage: Eukaryota; Viridiplantae; Streptophyta; Magnoliopsida; Poales; Poaceae. Gene Ontology annotation, molecular function: aspartate kinase activity; DNA binding. Gene Ontology annotation, cellular component: chloroplast stroma; cytosol. The transcript is spliced from 9 exons. Bases 2 to 1690 code for a protein of 562 amino acids.